Coregonus sp. 'balchen' is the source of this 873-nucleotide messenger RNA. The record is from the annotation of a GenBank genome assembly. NCBI's taxonomy places the organism in Eukaryota, Metazoa, Chordata, Actinopteri, Salmoniformes, Salmonidae.
CCUGAUGGGCAGCCCACCCUGUUACCUCCGGACCAAGUACAUCUGUUGAAUAUGCGCUCCACGGGCAUGUUGAACAGCAUACAGAGUUUCUUCUCCCACCACAUGUUAGAAACGUUCGGCUGUGACUAGUCAACCGGCGAGGUGACUCAGGAAGCCCUACAGGUGAAGCUCAAGGUCUUUUUGGAGCUCCACACGGCCGAUGGGCCUCACCACAACACCUACGUAGUGUUCUACAGUGGGCAUACCCACCGCAGCGGGGAGUGGGCACUGGCAGGUACAAAUCACUGAGAAGUUUAAUCAUUCCAGUAUCCCUGCAUAUUGUAAAUAUGGUAUUGGAACUGCCCCUUACUUGUGUUCUUCUUACUUCGUAUUUUUAUUUAUUGUGUUGAUAUUGAUUACUGCAUUGUUGGGUUUAGAGCUUGCAAGAAAGGCAUUUCAUUGUACUUGUGCACGUGACAUUUUAACUCAAAACUGUCAUUCUAUGAAGCUUAGUUACUUUAACUCUCUGAAAACGCUCUCAAAAAGGAGGUGAGGACAGUGGAGGGGCUAUGCAUGGCCGCCCAGGGGGCCCCAGAUAGCCCGCGCCACGGAUGUCGAGCUCCAGGACGCCCCCAGCUCGGAGACUUCACCUCGCAGUGGGCAGAGUAUAACUGCAACUCGGACAGCGCCGUCCAGUUGUCGGAGAGAGGAAGGACGGUCACCGCCAUCUAUGGCAUCUCCAAGCACUGGAUCGACUACACGCUGCACCUGCCCACAGGAAGUGACAUCACGAAACACUGGAGGAUGUACUUCCCCAGGAUGACCUACCCCGUGCCCCAGUUGGUGUCCUGGUUCUGUGGGCUGAAUCUGCUCUGUCUCUGCAGCAUCUGUCUA